Messenger RNA from Paramormyrops kingsleyae, 3070 nucleotides. The record is from RefSeq and is a predicted model, not a curated record. Lineage: Eukaryota; Metazoa; Chordata; Actinopteri; Osteoglossiformes; Mormyridae.
CAUAUACCCACUAAGUAACUUCUAAUUGAAAAGGAUUUAUUUUGGUACAAUAAGUUCUUUCUAUUUGAAUAAGCGUUUUUUUUAGUCUUGUAAUGAUUUAUUCUUAGACCUAGAUAUUUUUGAUACAUUUGUGCGUUGUUUUUCCCGUUUAGUCGCAUUUUUUCGCAAAACAAUCCUGAACAAAGUCUGAGUCUUUUAAGGAGAGUACGCUGGGAUAUGUGAAAGAUUCAUUACAGUAGAUUAUUUCUAGGGCAUGCCUCAAGUUUAGAGCUUUCUGAAUAUAUGUCAGUUGCCUCAUACUUUUACAGUCCUAGUUAUGACCAUGCACUUGGUUAUCAAGUAGGUUAUUUUACAGCAUUUCUCUUUGUUAUCUCGUUGUCGUUCUUUACGUGAAAAGGACGUUCAAACCAUUCAUUCUUUGUUUUACAGUUCACACAAUUAUAUUCUGAAUGGCAUUAUUUUUUCUGUUUUAAAAAGGUGGUACAAUUUUUCAGACAUAUUAGCCUAAUAAUUGAUGGAACUUCUUUCUUCUAGGACAACUGUAUAAUGUAAGAGUGCUAAAAUUGAAACUUAAUUGUAUAUUGUACUGUUCUGACAGGCAACUCACGUUUUAAGUUCAUAAAAUUUACACGAUACUGAAGACUAUUGACGACAAAUUGUGGUUUUUGACAUGAUAUUAUAUCUGCUUAUUGUACCCGUGAUCAUAUGUUCCCAGAGCUAUUGUGAUUAGUUUAUAUUUUAUUUUGUUAGCGUCAAAAAAAAUCUGAGUCUUAUCCAUGUGACACGUUGACGUUUCCGUCUGAUCAGUGACGUUUUCUGCGUAUGUAAAUACUAUGUCUGGUAACAUCAAGGCUGCAAUAGUAACUGCGCGAUAAGCAAACGUCAACUGCAAGCGAGACCAGUCACACAGAGAUAGCUAGCUUGCUAGGUGGCUGGCUAGCACUGAAAAUGAGAAAGUCACAGUAACACAGGAGUGGCGGACGGCACUAUUUUUCAGUGUUUCUGCCUCCUGAUGGUGUGGUGCAUUGUUAUGAACCGGGUUAGUAGCUUCCAGAGUGGUGUGCUGGCCCAGCGAAGGCGCACAGCUCUAGGGAUCAUCGUUUUACUUCUUGUCGAUGUUAUUUGGGUGGCCUCCUCUGAGCUUACCUUGUAUAUAUUCAAGCACGAGGAGUACAACAAACCAUUCUUCAGCACUUUUGCCAAGACAUCCAUGUUCAUCCUGUACCUGCUGGGAUUUCUGGUGUGGAAGCCUUGGAGGCAGCAGUGCUCUGGCAGAUUCCGAGGCAGGCCAAAAGCCUUUUUUGCUGAUGGAGAGGCCUAUCUAACAGCUUGUCCUACAGACCACAGUUUGAACAAUUCUUUAAGUGAACCACUCUAUGUUCCUCUGAAGUUUCAAGAUGUUUCAACAGAACCAAACAGCAAUUCCAGUGGUAACUGUGACCGAUCCCCUAAAAAGCACCGUGUUCGAUUUAGCAAUAUCAUGGAGGUUCGGCAGCUUCCCUCCACACAGGCUCUUGAAGCGAAACUGUCUCGGAUGUCCUACCCAGCUGCCAAAGAUCACGAGACCUUGCUGAAAACAGUUGACAAGCUUACUGUGAUUGAGGUUGCCAAAAUUAGUUUUUUAUUCUUCUUUGUUUGGUUCCUUGCUAACCUAUCCUACCAAGAAGCGCUAUCCGAUACACAGGUAGCCAUAGUGAACAUUUUAUCAUCAACUUCAGGUCUUUUCACACUGAUUUUGGCUGCCAUAUUUCCAAGCAACAGUAGUGACAGGUUUACAUUGUCAAAGUUUUUAGCAGUUUUACUGAGCAUUGGAGGUGUGACUCUGGUGAGCUUCUCCACAUCUGACAGCUCUGACGGAAAUGCUGCUCUAGGAAUUAUUUGGUCUCUGGCAGGAGCCAUCCUCUAUGCUGUUUAUAUUGUGGUGAUCAAACGGAAAGUUGAGCGGGAGGAUAGACUGGACAUACCCAUGUUCUUUGGCUUCGUGGGGCUCUUCAACCUGUUCCUGCUGUGGCCGGGUUUUGUUUUGCUGCACUACGCAGGCCUUGAGCCCUUUGAGUUACCCAGCAAGCUGGUGUGUAUGUAUAUCAUCAUCAACGGACUGAUUGGAACAGUGCUCUCUGAAUUUCUAUGGCUGUGGGGCUGUUUCCUCACCUCAUCACUGAUAGGCACCCUUGCACUGAGCCUUACAAUACCAUUGUCAGUUAUAGCUGAUAUGUGUAUUCAGAAGGUACAAUUUUCCUGGCUGUUUUUUGCCGGAGCAAUCCCAGUCUUUCUGUCAUUCUUCAUUGCAACCUUUUUAAACAACUACAACAACUGGGAUCCAGUUAUGAUUGGACUGCGUAGAGUGUUCGCUGUCCUCUGCCGAAAACACCGUAUGCAAAGGCUUCCAGAGGACAGUGAGCAGUGUGAGAGUCUAAUUCCCUUACAUUCUGUCUCCAAAGAUGAGCGAGCUCAUGAGUUGACAGCCAGUCAUUAGGUAGGAAAAAAGUACUUUUACUGUUUGUUCCCUGCAGUUUUGACAGUAAAUCCUUUUUUUGGACAAUGUAGGAAAUGUCCAUUGGUAGCUUUAAUCAUGAGUUGUGAUUAUACUUCUAAAUUUCUCUGGAACCUUCAAAAUUUAAGAGCAUCAAUAUUUGUCACUAGUUUUUCCUUCAUUGCUUUAAAUACAUUUAAAUAUUCUGUCAAUUUUUAAAUAUAAUUCUAAAUAAAAAAACUAAACUUAAAAACUGUUUUUAAGAAAAAAAGUUUGAGCCUUUUUGAAUUUUCUGGAUUUCAGAAUGUUUUAUAAAAUGUGAUAUAGUCUUCUGUUUAAUGAUAAAAACACACACAACAUUCUACAUAACCAAAUCUUUAUUUAACAAAUGAUUCAAGCAAUAAUACUGACAAUGAUAAUGACCUUUUGAAAAGAGGGUAAUUGGAGUCUGUUAUUCCAAUACGUUUCAAAUAUGGACUUGACCUGCCCUGCUAUAUAGAAAACCAUAAUUACUUGCAUUUCACAACAGUAUCCUAAGUGUAAUAUGGCCCAAUCAGAAUGAAAUUUUGGAGAAAAAAUUGCUUAAAGAUAUUAAAU